UGAACAUAAAGUAGCGGCGCCACCCAAACUGCAACCGGACAACCUCUUCAGCCUUAACGCUGUUCAAUUAACUUCUGAGAACGGUUCUAAUUGUUUUGAAACGGGUCACACUUGGAUUUGCCGUUGAGUUCACUUUGAGUUCUGGUUUUUCGCAGAAGUCAGAAGUAGUGAAUCUUCUAAAUCAGGGCUAUGAUUUAUACAUAAUUGCACUUCAUUUGGUAGAACUUUUCAUAUGAAAUAGUGAGUAUUUUCAGGUUGUUUGUUCAUUGAUACUCUAGUGCAUAUUGACUCAAUAUAAUCAACAUGGCUGACUGGGCACAGGAGAGAUUGGAAGACGUUUGGGUUCCGGUGGGGGAGCGACUACGUCUUCCGCCUAGUCUCAUCUCGGCCGAGGAGUGCCACGCGAUGUUGCAGAGAGUGAGACACCUGGAACACUCUCUGGUAGCCACUGUGAAGCAGAAGUCACACUUCGUCUCUUUCAUCGCAUACAUCUCACAACUGUUGGAGCUGAUUAAUGAGAGGAGGGAGGAGGAGCACUUUAAGUUGCGUCGUGUGGACAUCGAGGGCGUGAUCGUGACCAGAGCACUGGCCAUACUCUCCUCGGCCACUUUUCGCUUCUCAGACGACCUGCAGCUGUGGGCUACUGCUGUCCAGUUCUCAAUCAAGAACGGGAGACUGAGGCAUGUGAGCAAAGUGUUGGUGCAGAUGUUGCAGUACCACUCCCACAAUGAGAGCAUGUGGGUUUAUGCUGCUAAAGUGGAGUUCGAGAGACUGGACUCGAUCGAGACUGCCAGAGCACUCUUUCUCCAAGGUUUAAGGAAGCAUCCAAACAGUUUGCUGAUCAACAAAGAGUACUUCAAGUUCGAGUUAUUGGCAGCAGAGUUGAACCGAGAAAGAUCGAUGACGGUAGAGGAGCUACUGAACAGCGAAGAUAAAAUUAACAGUCCGAACGAGGAGAAAAUACGAGAUGCGAUGACGACUUCCAAAGUAGCGGCGAUUGUUUUCGAAAACAUCAAACAGUCAAGACCUUUCGACUAUGAUUUGAUAGCCAGCUGUUGGGAAAUUUGUCAGGGCUUCGAUUUUGCAAAAGAUUUAGAAAAAGAGAUAGAGAGCUACAUGCGUGAAAAGUUCGAAAGGAAAGAACAGUUCUGGGUUGCAAAAAUUGAAUCAGCUCUGCAUUCGGAAACUAUCGACGAAGUAAAAGAUGUUUGUGACGAGGCCUUUCUGCUGUGUCACGAUUCACUUUCUAUAUACGGACUUCUCAUAUCUGCAAUCAUGCGCAAAACUGCAUCCCUCACUUCGAAAUCUCUCGCAAUGGCUUACUUCAAACUCUGCAUUGAAAUAUUCACCCAAGGGAUGGAUUUGAAGCUUAUUGAUGAAAAUACGGCUGUACAUGUUCUUCAGGUUUUGAAGCUCCAGGAUGGACAAUUGUGUACUAAACUGGUGAAGCAGUUUUUGCAGGAGAACUCAGAUAGUAUAGGCGGCAAUGUUUUGUUUUUGGAGUGUUUGCUCGAAAUGGAUUCGUGUGAAGCACAGAAUGAAAUAUGCCAAAAAGUUCUGAAUAAUGAGAAACUUCUGAAUUCAGUACUAUUUUGGACAACUGUAAAAGAUAGCUUACCGAAAAUAUCCCAAAUCGAAAAUUUCUCUGAGAUAAUGUCAAAAUUUCUUUACUCAAGCGAAAUAACGGAUAAAGACUGCAAAAUUGAGAUUAAAAAUGUGACUUUCAAAUUGACGAAUUCGAGUGAAGAGCUUUCGACGUCUGAAAAAUGGCAAACGUUGAGGAAAAUAUUGUCACUGCCUCCUGUCAACUUUCAUCUGUUCCAGAACAUUCUGGCAGAGGCAACGUGGUUGAGUGUCACUCAAACGAAGUGGCUAUUCGAACACUUUUCGAAGUUGAUCGGAGAAGAGUCAGUAGAAAUUUGGACAGAGUUUAAAAAGUUUUUAUUGGAAACUGGAGACGUAAAACAGGCGAAUUUGUGUAAUGAUAGAGCUUUGAGACACCUCUCGAAAGAACUUGUGCCUCAGUUUUUGGAAAGUAUAGCUGCUUAUGAAUGAUAAAUUGAGAUUAUUUGAAUUGUUUUAUUCGUUA
Molecule: messenger RNA, 2089 nt
Organism: Symsagittifera roscoffensis
Lineage: Eukaryota; Metazoa; Xenacoelomorpha; Acoela; Convolutidae
Product: U3 small nucleolar RNA-associated protein 6 homolog
Exons: 6
Coding region: 304-2055 (583 amino acids)
Biological process (GO): maturation of SSU-rRNA from tricistronic rRNA transcript (SSU-rRNA, 5.8S rRNA, LSU-rRNA)
Cellular component (GO): Pwp2p-containing subcomplex of 90S preribosome; small-subunit processome
Molecular function (GO): snoRNA binding; protein binding
Source: RefSeq, a predicted model, not a curated record